This is a messenger RNA of Aspergillus alliaceus, 2121 nucleotides long. Its product is annotated as Aldehyde/histidinol dehydrogenase. The record is from RefSeq and is a predicted model, not a curated record. The transcript has 7 exons. The coding region runs from base 1 to 2103 and encodes 700 amino acids. Lineage: Eukaryota; Fungi; Ascomycota; Eurotiomycetes; Eurotiales; Aspergillaceae. Gene Ontology annotation, molecular function: aldehyde dehydrogenase (NAD+) activity.
AUGACGCGCAUUUUCCGAGUUGCUGUCCUGGAGUGCGACACGCCCAUCGACCCCGUCAAAGCUCGUUACGGGACUUACGGCGAUUUCUUCGACCGUCUCCUAGCUCCAGGUCUCAAAGAACUUGGAGUAGUUGAGACCGAGAUACAGAUCACAAAGUGGGACGUGGUGAAAGAAUCCGUCUAUCCCAAACCGGAUGAAUUCGACGCAUUGUUGUUGACGGGAAGUAAACAUGAUGCGCAUGCCGAUAUACCAUGGAUAAAUGAGUUGACGGAAUACGUCCGGGGGAUAUUUGAGCAACAAAGGAAGCCCAUCGUUGGAAUAUGUUUCGGACACCAGAUUGUUGCGCGUGCUCUCGGCGCUCGCGUGGGUCGCAACGAUGCGGGAUGGGAGAUAGCAGUGGAAUCCUUUCAUUUGAGUGAUGCUGGAAAGCAGCUGUUUUCUCGGGAUGAUCUGAUUUUGCACCAGAUGCACCGCGAUAUUGCGUACGAGGUUCCCCAAGGAUGCGUCAAUCUCGGCUCUAGCCCUCGAUGCGACGUACAAGGACUAUACAUCCCCCGGCGUCUGUUGACUCUACAAGGCCAUCCUGAAUACGAUGAGUUUGUGAUGACGGAGUUGAUCCAGAUGCGACAUGGGCAAGGAAUCUUUGAUGAUAAGCUAGCGAAGGAUGGGUUGUCGAGAGCGGGGAGACAGCAUGACGGCAUGGCCAUUGGGAAGAUCCGUACUCUUUCUCCCUCCACGAACAAAGUCAUCUUUGAGCACCCAGGGACCUCCCUCGAUGAAGCUCGAACGAUCGCCCAAGCAUCUGAGAAUGCCUUCCAGUCCUACAAACAGCUCUCUCUUGCUGAUCGCAAGGCAAUCAUUGUUAAGGCGUUAGACAUAGUUAACGCAAACAAGGAGACCCUCGCCAAUGAGCUCACGGCCCAGAUGGGCCGUCCAAUUGCCUACUGUACAAAGGAAAUCGACACAAUGCGCAAACGCGCAGAUUACCUCCUAAGUAUUGCGGACGAGAGCCUCAAGAACCUGCCAGGACAGGCUGAAGAUGGAUUCAGACGAUUCUUGAAGAAGGAGCCUCUUGGUGUGACCUUAAUCUCGACUGCGUGGAAUUACCCCUACCUGAUCACCGUCAACACUCUUCUCCCUGCUCUCCUCGCCGGAAACACAGUUCUUCUCCGCCCCUCUCCGCAAACACCCCUCCUCGGCGAGCGGCUCGUCUCGUACUUCCAAGAAGCGGGACUCCCCACUAACGUCCUCCAACUCCUUCAUGUUGGCUCGCUCGAUGUUCUCGACGAGAUCGUCAGACUCCCCCAGAUUAAGCUGGUCUCAUUCACCGGUUCUACAGCGGGAGGAAUCCGCCUCCGCGAAGCGACUGCUCGCCGUGUCGUUCCAGUAAAUCUAGAGCUAGGAGGAAAUGACCCUGCCUAUGUCAGACCGGACGCAGAUGUAGCCUACGUCGCAGCACAGCUCGUUGACGGAGCCAUUUUCAACUCAGGACAGAGUUGCUGCGCAAUUGAGCGUGUGUAUGUCCACGCCGAUAUCUACGAUGCAUUCAUCUCCGAGGCGCAAAAGGAAUUGAGCACUUACAAACUCGGCGACCCAACCAAUAAGUCAACCACAACCGGCCCUGUCAUCUCCAAACAGGCCCUUGCAAACAUCCAGUCGCACAUCGACGACGCCCUAUCCAAGGGCGCCGUUGACUCUACCCCCCAGAAUGCUACAUUUACAUCCACACCCGCCGAAGGCAACUAUAUGGCUCCCAAGCUACUAACAAACGUCUCUCAUGACAUGAUUACUAUGCGCGAAGAAACCUUCGGUCCUGUCAUGCCUGUUAUGAAAGUUUCGUCUGAUGAAGAGGCCAUUGCUCUUAUGAACGACAGUGACUACGGGCUUACGGCCAGUGUUUGGACGAAGGAUAUCAAAGCUGGAGAAGCGCUGGUCGAGAAGAUCGAUGCGGGAACUGUCUAUAUCAAUCGCUGCGACUACCCGAGCCCGGAUCUGGCGUGGAUUGGAUGGAAGAACUCCGGUCUGGGAUGUACAUUGGGGCCGCAAGCCUUUGAUGGAUUUUAUAAAUUGAAGAGCUUCCAUAUCAAGGAGGCGCAGGCUUAGUGUAGGCUGAGUUUGAAG